Molecule: messenger RNA, 1662 nt
Organism: Drosophila busckii
Lineage: Eukaryota; Metazoa; Arthropoda; Insecta; Diptera; Drosophilidae
Product: homeobox protein MSX-1
Exons: 4
Coding region: 155-1351 (398 amino acids)
Biological process (GO): regulation of DNA-templated transcription
Molecular function (GO): DNA binding; DNA-binding transcription factor activity, RNA polymerase II-specific
Source: RefSeq, a predicted model, not a curated record
ACGUUGCACACUGGACUCGCUCUGCCUGUCGUUGCCACAGCGCCGCGUAUUUGCCGACGCGUUUUCACAAAAAGCCCAAAAAGUUAGUAACUGCCAAGUUUGUGUGUUAACCCAUGGCCAUGUGCUAGUUUGAACUUUAGUAAAAGUGUUUAAAAUGCCGCAACGCAGCACGCUGAGUCCCGUUGGAGCUUCACGCAGCUGCAGCAGUCCGGCCGUAUCCGAAAUUUCAGUGGGCUCACCCAGUCCGCCGCCGCCCAGAGCUAAUCUGAAGCGUUUGCGUUUGCUGCGCAGUCCCACAAAUGCUGCGCCCGCGGAACGCAUCAAGAGCUUCUCGAUUGAUGACAUCUUGGGUCGCAAUGAUAAGCGCAAGACGGCCACGCCCGCGCCGCCAAGUUUGCUGUUGCAUGAGCGGCUACAAGCGGCGCCCCCUGCCGCUGUCUUGCCACAAGCCACAGCACCUGCUAUGCCACAAGCCACAGCACCUGCUAUGCCGCUGCUGCAUGCUGGACUGCAUCCAUUUCUGCCGCCUGCUCUGCUGCACAGCUAUGAGCAGCGCCUGGCCUGGGACUAUCAGCGGCAGCUGCAGGAACAUUUCCAAGCGCAGCUGCUGCGGCAAAUGAACAUGGAUCCUGCCAUUAUACCCAUUGCCUCCGAGGAUGGCAGCUCCGAGCUUUCAAGCAGCAGCAACUGCAGCACGCCCAAGCGUGAGCCAGAGGACAAAGCCGCUGCCCAAGCGUGCACAAAACCAGCAGCGGGCGCUGCGCCAGAUACGCCGCUUGAUGCGCUUUUCCAGCUAUCCACCAAAAACUUUGAUGAGGAGCAAGAUGCCGCCGCCUUGAACAUCUUUGCCACGCGUUCGAAUCCAAAGAAGAAGCGAAAAUCACGCACUGCAUUUACCAAUCAACAGAUCUUUGAGCUGGAAAAGCGUUUUCUCUAUCAGAAGUAUCUAUCGCCAGCGGAUCGCGAUGAAAUUGCUGCCGGACUAGGACUGUCAAAUGCACAGGUCAUUACCUGGUUUCAAAAUAGACGCGCGAAGCUGAAGCGCGACAUGGAGGAGCUGAAAAAAGAUGUGCAAAGCGUGAAACAAUUACCCGACCAGUCAGCAGCACCCACACGAUGCCGGCAAUUGCAAGCUCAGAGUAGCAAUCACCAUCAUCAUCCGCAUCACCAACAUCAGAUGCAUGGCAACCAGCAGCAGCAGUCGAGCAGCUCACGUGACAAGGAUAAACAGGAGCUGCGCAUGCUGAAGAUGAUGACUCUGAUGCGCUACUCGGACGGCAAGUUGCUCUACCCGCCGCCACCCCAAGCAGCGCACGCUUCGCUGGAGCUAGGCAAUGUUAAUGGCAACUAACUUAGCUUCGUCGUCGUCGUCGUCGUCGUCGUCAUCGUAAUUAGUCCAAUUUGUAAAUUGCAAAUACGUUUGUAAGCACUUCUAAUUUGCCAAAAGGAGAAACAAGCAAUUUUCCUCGACAUAAUUCUCCUAAUUGUAGUAUUAAAUUUCAUAUAAAUUACAUGUGAUUUCGUCUAAAUAUCACGCAUACGACUACUAUUACACCUAUGUGUGUGUAUGUAAAUCUCUGCAUGCAGCAAUAAUUAAAUUGUUUGUAAUACAAGUAUGUAAGUAGAGUAAGGUUGAUGCAAUCUAAAAUAAAUUUUAAUUGU